GUGGUACGGUUGUGUCAGAACCCAAAGCUGGCGCUAAAAAACAGCCCACCUUAUAUCUUAGACCUGCUACCUGAUUCCUACCAGCAUCUCCGGACUGUCUUGUCAAGAUAUGAGGGGAAGAUGGAGACACUUGGAGAAAAUGAGUAUUUUAGGGUGUUCAUGGAGAAUUUGAUGAAGAAAACUAAGCAGACCAUAAGCCUCUUCAAAGAGGGGAAAGAAAGAAUGUAUGAAGAGAAUUCUCAGCCUAGGCGAAACUUAACCAAACUGUCCCUGAUCUUUAGCCACAUGCUGGCAGAACUAAAAGGAAUCUUUCCAAGUGGACUCUUCCAAGGAGACACAUUUCGGAUUACUAAAGCAGAUGCUGCCGAAUUUUGGAGGAAAGCUUUUGGGGAAAAGACAAUAGUCCCUUGGAAGAGCUUCCGACAGGCUCUGCACGAAGUGCAUCCCAUCAGUUCUGGGCUGGAGGCCAUGGCUCUGAAAUCCACUAUUGACCUGACCUGCAAUGAUUACAUUUCAGUGUUUGAAUUCGACAUUUUCACACGACUCUUUCAGCCCUGGUCUUCUUUACUCAGGAACUGGAACAGUCUUGCUGUAACUCAUCCUGGUUACAUGGCUUUCCUGACAUAUGAUGAAGUGAAAGCGCGGCUCCAGAAAUUCAUUCACAAACCUGGCAGUUACAUUUUCCGGCUGAGUUGUACUCGUCUGGGUCAGUGGGCUAUUGGGUACGUCACUGCUGAUGGGAACAUUCUGCAGACAAUCCCUCACAACAAACCUCUCUUCCAAGCACUGAUUGAUGGCUUCAGGGAAGGCUUUUAUUUGUUUCCUGAUGGACGGAAUCAGAAUCCCGACCUGACAGGCUUAUGUGAACCAACUCCUCAAGACCACAUCAAAGUGACCCAGGAACAAUAUGAAUUAUACUGUGAGAUGGGCUCCACAUUCCAGCUGUGUAAAAUAUGUGCUGAAAACGACAAGGAUGUAAAGAUUGAGCCCUGUGGGCACCUCAUGUGCACAUCCUGUCUUACCUCCUGGCAGGAAUCAGAAGGCCAGGGCUGUCCUUUCUGCCGAUGUGAAAUUAAAGGUACUGAGCCCAUUGUGGUAGAUCCAUUUGAUCCUAGAGGGAGCGGCAGCCUUUUGAGGCAAGGAGCAGAGGGAGCUCCCUCCCCAAAUUAUGAUGAUGAUGAUGAUGAGCGAGCUGAUGAUUCUCUCUUCAUGAUGAAGGAAUUGGCUGGUGCUAAGGUGGAACGGCCUCCCUCUCCGUUCUCAAUGGCGCCACAAGCUUCCCUUCCCCCAGUACCACCACGACUUGACCUUCUGCAGCAGCGAGUACCUAUUCCUUCAAGUGCUUCUGGUCUUGGAACGGCUUCCAAGGCUGCUUCUGGCUCCCUUCAUAAGGACAAACCAUUGCCAAUACCUCCCACGCUCCGAGAUCUUCCGCCACCCCCCCCUCCGGAUCGACCAUAUUCUGUUGGAGCAGAAACCCGGCCCCAGAGACGCCCCUUGCCUUGUACACCAGGCGACUGUCCAUCCAGGGACAAAUUGCCCCCUGUCCCCUCUAGCCGCCUUGGGGAAUCAUGGCUGCCUCGGCCAAUUCCCAAAGUACCAGCAGUUGCCCCAAACCCUAGUGACCCCUGGACAGGGAGAGAAUUAACCAACCGGCACUCACUUCCAUUUUCAUUGCCCUCACAAGUGGAACCCAGAACAGAUGUGCCUAGGCUUGGGAGCGCAUACAGUGUGGAUACCUCUACGAAUAUGAAUAACAGCCCGUUGGCAGGUCCAGAGUGUGAGCACCCCAAAAUCAAACCUUCCGCAUCUGCGAGUGCCAUUUAUUCUCUGGCCGCCAGGCCUCUUCCCAUGCCAAAGCUGCCGCCUGGGGAGCGGUGUGAAGGUGAGGAGGACUCCGAGUACAUGACUCCCUCCUCCAGGCCUCUAGGACUUCAAAAGCCAGAUGUGAGGCGGCCUCUGGAGACAGCGCACAGUCCCCGAGCAUGUGACUGUGACCAGCAGAUUGACAGCUGUACGUACGAAGCCAUGUGUAAUAUUCAGUCCCAGGCGGUGCCAGUGGUCACGGAAGGCAGCACCUCUGGUGAAGGGAACCCGGCCGCGGCCCACGCCAGCACAGGCCCUGAGGGGUCCGAGGAGGAGGAGGACGGCGGCUAUGAUGUCCCCAAGCCCCCUGUGCCAGCCGUGCUGGCCCGCCGGACCCUCUCAGACAUCUCUAACGCCAGCUCCUCCUUCGGAUGGUUGUCUCUGGAAAGUGACCCUACAUCAGACUUCACUGAGGGUUCCCAAGUUCCUGAGAGGCCUCCCAAACCAUUCCCUCGGAGAAUCAACUCUGAACGAAAAGCGGGGAGCUGCCAGCAAGGUGCUGCUGCCUCACCACAGCUCUCCAGUGAGAUCGAGAGCCUCCUGAGUCAGGGGUACUCCUAUCAGGACAUCCAGAAAGCUUUGGUCAUUGCCCACAACAACAUUGAAAUGGCCAAAAAUAUCCUCCGGGAAUUUGUUUCUAUUUCCUCUCCUGCCCAUGUAGCCACCUAGCACAGUGCCUCCUCCACAGCGUGAGGACCGGAGCGCCAGGAGCGCCCACGCGGGUAGCACGUGGAGGAGCAGAGGCUCCGUUGGGGGC
Molecule: messenger RNA, 2623 nt
Organism: Manis javanica (Malayan pangolin)
Lineage: Eukaryota; Metazoa; Chordata; Mammalia; Pholidota; Manidae
Source: RefSeq, a predicted model, not a curated record